This is a messenger RNA of Micromonas commoda, 785 nucleotides long. RefSeq names its product nucleosome assembly factor. Gene Ontology annotation, biological process: DNA replication-dependent chromatin assembly. The transcript has 3 exons. Gene Ontology annotation, molecular function: histone binding. Bases 1 to 675 code for a protein of 224 amino acids. The record is from RefSeq and is a predicted model, not a curated record. Gene Ontology annotation, cellular component: nucleus. NCBI's taxonomy places the organism in Eukaryota, Viridiplantae, Chlorophyta, Mamiellophyceae, Mamiellales, Mamiellaceae.
AUGAGCGCCAUCAACGUGACGCAGGUUCAAGUGUUGAACAACCCCCAGAUGUUCAUGACCCCACUCCAGUUCGAGAUCCAGUACGAGUGCCUCCAGCCCUUGGCGAACGACCUCGAGUGGAAGCUGACGUACGUCGGCAGCGCCGAGAGCGACGCGCACGACCAGGUCCUGGACACCGUCCUCGUCGGCCCCGUCGCCGUGGGUUCGUACAAAUUCGUGUUCCAGGCGGAUCCGCCAGACGUCAGCCGCAUCCCCCAGAGCGACAUCCUCGGCGUGACCGUGCUGCUUUUAACGUGCAGCUACAACGACGUGGAGUUCAUCCGCGUGGGAUACUACGUCAACAACGACUACCACGACCAGUUCGAGGAGCUCCGCGAGAACCCCCCCGCGACGGUCCAGAUCGACAAGGUUGUCAGGAACAUCCUGGAGGAGAAACCGCGGGUCACCCGGUUCCCGUGCGAGUUCGACACCCCGUCCAUUCCCACCGCGAGCGGGAUGGAGGGCGAGGCGGGCGGGGCGAUGAUGGGCGAGGAUAUGGAGAACGUUCAGCCGGGAUACGGCUACGACGCGGACGCCGCGGCUAAGAUGGGGUACGAUCAGCAGCAGGGGUACGCCGACCAGCAGCAGGGCUUCGGGUUCGCCGCCGGUCACGGGCCCACCGAGGUGCAGUACUGAGCCGGGCUGGGAAGAGGGAAUCACGGCGGGGUUCGAGAGAGCGUGUUGUUUUGCUGCUAAUCUUAGGGGUCCUCGACGCGUUCGACGAUGUUAAAGAAUCAUAUUGAGAA